UCUAGUGGCAGCCAUGGAUGCAAAUUCGAAGCUUUUCUUUGCCCUAAUAACACAGAGGAGCAAUAUUAUUAUUAUUAUUAUUAUUAUUAUUAUUAUUAUUAUUAUUAUUAGCUUCCUUGUUCCAAGUUUAAAUUAUUCAUCCACCAUGCCUAUCAAUCAGCUUCGGUUCUUCAACUUUCUCUCUCUUCCAUUUUAUAAGCUCUCUCAACCGGGAGUGAAUUGGCAAUGGCGGGAAGUUGAUGCUAUUGAUUUGACAUCGCGGUGUUUGUGGGAGUAUAUUGGCAUAGGGGUUCAAUUAGGGUUUGUGGGAGCCUUGUUCGUUCGAGUUCUUCAGAAAUGGAUCGGUUCGUCUUGGAAUGCUUACAGUGGAGAGGACAAAUUGACGGAUCGAGCUGCGGAAAACUGUCCGGUCAGCCGGAAAUUGAGCGUUUCUUACAGAGCCAGUGUAGGUUGCUCCUUCUUACUCUUGGCGAUUCAUGUUCUUAUGCUUUUUAUUUUGCAAAAUGGAAGUGGUUCUCAUUGCGAUUCCAGAGUCGAAGUUCUUUCCUCUGAGAUAACGGAAGUGAUAGCGUGGGGAGGAGGAAUUUUCGCAGUUUUUACGGUCUUGCGCGAUAAAUCCGUCAAGUAUCCAUGGAUUCUACGAGGAUGGUGGUUUUGCAGCUUCGUUUUGUCGAUUGUUCGUCUGGCUUUGGAUGUGUAUUUCGGAAAUGUCGAUCAGUUGAGAUUGCAAGAUUAUGCCGAGUUUUUCAGCCUUCUUCCAUUGGUUUUCCUGUUAGGGCUUUCAAUCUAUGGGCGGACAAAUAUGGUUUUCAAUGUUCAUAAUGGCUUGGAUGAUCCACUUCUCCGGGGAAAGUGUUUAGAACAAAAGGGAGAUGAGAAGGAUUCUCCUUAUGGAAGGGCAUCGCUUCUUCAACUCCUUACCUUUUCGUGGCUUAAUCCCCUGUUUUCUGUUGGAUACAAGAGGCCUCUGAAGCAAGAGGACAUACCAGAUGUUUGUACGUUUGAUUCUGCCAAAUUUUUAUCGCAUUCCUUUGACGAAACCCUAGAUUCUUUAAGGAAGAAGAAUAAUAACACAAACCCAUCAAUCUACGAGACAAUAUAUUUGUUUGGACGAAAGAAGGCAGCAAUAAAUGCUUUGUUUGCUGUUCUAGGUGCUGCAAUAUCAUAUGUUGGACCAUACCUUAUUGACGACCUUGUGAAAUUCCUCACUCAGAAGAAAAUGCGGAGCUCAUCAAGCGGGUAUUUUCUUGCACUUGGCUUUAUUAGUGCAAAGGUGAUCGAGUCAAUAGUUCAAAGGCAAUGGGUUUUCGGUGCACGCCAACUGGGUCUUCGUCUUCGAGCUGCUUUGAUAUCUCACAUAUACCAGAAGGGCUUGCGUCUGUCAAGCCGAUCUCGCCAAAAUUGCACGAGUGGGGAGAUCAUGAACUACAUGAGUGUUGAUAUCCAAAGAAUCGCGGAUUUCUGUUGGUUCUUGAACAUCCUGUGGAUGUUACCCGUACAAAUUUCAUUAGCUAUGUAUAUUUUGCAAACAAAUCUGGGAUUGGGAUCAUUGGCUGCAUUAGCAGCAACUCUAGGAGUUAUGUCCUGCAACAUACCAAUUACCAGUAUUCAGAAAAAUUACCAGACGAAGAUAAUGGAAGCUAAAGAUAAUAGGAUGAAAACCACUUCGGAAAUUCUCAGAAACAUGAAGACACUCAAACUUCAAGCAUGGGAUACUCAGUACCUCCAAAAGCUAGAAAGCCAAAGGAAAGUGGAGCAUCACUGGUUAUGGAAGUCGUUGAGACUAAUGGGAGUCUCAGCUUUUCUCUUUUGGGGAGCGCCGGCUUUUGUCUCUGUUAUAACAUUCGGGGUGUGUUUCUUACUGGGGAUAGAAUUGACUGCUGGAAGAGUCUUAUCUGCUUUGGCUACAUUCCGUAUUCUACAAGACCCAAUAUUCAAUCUCCCUGAUUUACUCUCUGCUCUUGCACAAGGCAAAGUCUCAGCGGAUAGAGUUUCUUCAUACCUCCAGGAGGAUGAAAUACGGCAGGAUUCCAUCACUUAUGUUCCUAGAGGUCAAACAGAGCUUGAUAUAGAGAUAGAAAAUGGAAAAUUCAGUUGGGACCUGGAAUCAAGCAAGGUAUCUCUUGAUCAGAUAAACUUGAAAGUGAAAAGGGGGAUGAAAGUGGCAGUAUGUGGGAUGGUAGGUUCGGGAAAGUCCAGCUUGCUCUCUUGCAUACUUGGUGAAAUAGAAAAGCUCUCUGGGACAGUGAAGAUCAGUGGUACAAAGGCAUAUGUUCCUCAGUCUCCUUGGAUACUGUCGGGGAGUAUCAGGGAGAAUAUUCUUUUUGGAAAUGAAUAUGAAAGUACCAAAUAUAACAGAACCAUUAGUGCAUGUGCUUUGGUAAAAGAUUUUGAGUUGUUUUCUUGUGGCGACUUAACUGAAAUUGGAGAAAGAGGGGUAAAUAUGAGUGGGGGACAGAAGCAGAGGAUACAAAUUGCUCGUGCAGUUUAUCAAGAUGCUGAUAUUUAUCUCCUUGAUGAUCCUUUCAGUGCAGUUGAUGCUCAUACAGGCACUCAACUCUUCGAGGACUGUCUAAUGGGUGUUCUCAAGGAGAAGACUAUAGUUUAUGUCACCCACCAAGUCGAAUUUCUACCGGCAGCAGACCUCAUCCUGGUGAUGCAAGAUGGAAAAAUUUCUCAAGUUGGAGGAUUUGAAGAACUUUUGAAACAAAACAUAGGGUUUGAAGCUUUAGUUGGGGCUCAUAGUCAAGCUUUAGAGUCUAUCCUCACAGUUGAAAACUCAAGUAGAAAAACCCAACUGCCAAAUCCCGAAAAAGAAUUGUAUGAAGAUUCUAUCAUAAAUGUGGAGCCUAUAAACUUACAAUAUGAUUUAGUGGAGAUUAAAAAACCUGCAGAGAUAACAGCUAAGGGAGGACAGUUGGUUCAAGAGGAAGAGAGAGAGAGAGGAAGCAUUGGUAAAGAUGUGUACUGGUCCUAUUUAACCACUGUCAAAAAAGGAGCAUUGGUUCCAAUCAUAAUCUUGGCACAAGUAUCAUUCCAAGCUUUACAGGUAGCUAGUAACUACUGGAUGGCAUGGGCUAUUCCUCCUACAAGUGAUACACAACCAGUAAUUCGGAUGAAUAUCAUACUACUUGUUUAUUCAUUACUUGCUGUUGGAAGUUCACUUUGCGUGCUAUUGCGAGGUAUUCUAAUUGCCAUAACAGGACUUCAAACAGCACAAACGCUCUUCAGAAAUAUGUUAUAUAGUGUAUUCCGGGCACCAAUGGCGUUCUUUGACUCGACUCCAACUGGAAGAAUUAUAAACCGGGCUUCCAAUGAUCAAAGCGUUGUAGACUUGGAAAUGGCUUUGAGGUUAGGAAUGUGUGCAGUUUCAAUAAUUCAGAUUAUAGGGACCAUUAUAGUAAUGUCUCAGGUAGCAUGGGAAGUGUUUGUUGUUUUUGUUCCUACAAUUGCAGCUUGCAUUUGGUACCAACAAUAUUACACACCGACAGCCCGAGAACUUGCUCGGUUAUCUGGGAUACAACAAGCUCCAAUCCUCCAUCAGUUUGCAGAGUCCCUAGCAGGAGCAGCAACUAUUCGCGCUUUCAAUCAAGAAGACAGAUUUUUCAAAACUAACCUUGCUCUUAUUGAUGACUUUUCAAGGCCGUGGUUCCAUAAUGUUUCAGUCAUGGAGUGGCUUUGUUUCAGACUGAACAUUCUAUCAAAUUUUGUUUUUGGAUUUUCAUUGGUUUUGCUGGUAUCUCUCCCCGAAGGAGUUAUUAAUCCAAGUAUGGCAGGUCUGGCAGUGACGUAUGGGAUAAACUUGAAUUAUAUGCAAACUUCAGUUAUCUGGAACAUAUGCAACGCAGAGAAUAAAAUCAUAUCAGUUGAAAGAAUUCUUCAGUACUCAAGAAUAAAGAGUGAAGCACCUCUUGUUAUUGAGAAUUGCAGACCACCAAGCAAUUGGCCGCAAGAUGGGAGGAUUUGCUUCAAAAAUUUGCGGGUUCGAUAUGCGGACCAUCUCCCGGAUGUCCUGAAAAGCAUCAGUUGCACCUUCCCAGCAAGAAAGAAAGUGGGUGUUGUAGGAAGGACGGGCAGUGGGAAAUCAACUCUCAUACAGGCACUUUUUAGGAUUGUUGAACCUAAAGAGGGAAGCAUUAUAAUAGACGACAUUGACAUUUGCAAGAUAGGCCUCCAUGACCUGAGAUCAAGGCUAAGCAUCAUCCCUCAAGACCCUUCCAUGUUUGAAGGAACAGUUAGAGGAAACCUCGACCCACUGGGUCGGUAUACUGACCAGGAAAUUUGGGAGGCCUUGGACAAAUGUCUACUAGGUGAUUUGGUGCGUGCAAAGGACGAGAAGUUGAAUUCUUCAGUGGUUGAAAAUGGAGAAAAUUGGAGUGUGGGUCAACGACAACUAUUUUGUCUGGGAAGGGCAUUGCUCUCCAAGAGUCGUAUUCUGGUGCUUGAUGAAGCAACAGCCUCCGUUGAUUCUGCCACUGAUGGCAUCAUACAAAACAUCAUCGGCCAAGAGUUCAAAGAUCGUACCGUGGUAACCAUAGCUCAUAGAAUCCACACCGUCAUUGAUAGCGAUUUUGUCUUGGUUCUAAGUGAUGGAAGAAUUGCGGAGUUCGACUCACCGAACAUGCUUCUCAAAAGAGAGGACUCGUCUUUCUCUAAGCUAAUUAAAGAGUACUCCACGAGGUCUCAAAACUUCAAUAGUUUGGCUAAUCAAAGUUAUGAAUAGGGCUUGUGAGCAGCUCUUGGAUUAUGGAGACAUAUAAGCUGCAGUUUGCAAUCGUGAUCGUGGUAAGCAUUUUCAAAAAGUUCGUUGAGUCGUAACCCCGAGUUGAUUCUAGGAGAAAGAUGGGGUAUUAAAUACAGAUUUUGUUUAUAGGUUACUCCUGCUUAUUACAGGCCUCAAGUUCACAAUACCAUUAUACUCAUUCACAGUUUUUCUUUUUUACUUUUUAGUUGUCGGAGCAUAAUUCGGUUAGUUAAGACGAUACUAUAUCUAAACUAAGAAGGCUAGAGAUUUGACUCUCAAUCCUCACAUGUGGUUGAACUUGAAAGAAACUAUUGAAUGAUCUCAAAGAAUGAGCACUUUCUAGAGUUUUUUCUUC
This is a messenger RNA of Cucurbita pepo subsp. pepo (vegetable marrow), 5099 nucleotides long. Lineage: Eukaryota; Viridiplantae; Streptophyta; Magnoliopsida; Cucurbitales; Cucurbitaceae. The record is from RefSeq and is a predicted model, not a curated record.